AAAGGGUGCUACCACAAUAACUGCAAAGAACCAGAUGCGCAACACUGCUUAUCGAUUAAUCAGUCAUUCAGGGUGACGAUGAGCUUCCUACAAGGCUGGGUUCCUUUUCAACCACUUAAUUAUUGAUUUCUGACAAAUUCUUGACCAGGUUAUAUUUUAAUUUGCAGCCGUUCGGAUUAGACAGGCUCCCCUCAUACCCCAUACUUCGUUGAUCGACAGGGUGUGGGGAUGGUUCCUGUUAGGGACUAAGCCCUAAGCAGCCAAUGAGUCUUCAACAACACUGGCAGAUCAGGGACAUAGAUUCUUGUUCCUCUCCCCGCAUCCAUCAGUAUCUACAAUUCAUGCUACAUAUGUUUCUAGUCUGAGCCUCUGCGCCUUUCCUACCCUUUCCUCCCCUGAUGCAUCAUCAGGAUGUCGCCUGCCAAGGAGGCGGCAAGCCCGACACGGAUGACAGGAACGCGUCUUCUAAUUCGGGUCCCGAUGAAACGUCGCGUUCCAAGAGGAGGAGGUUGUCGAAAGAAGACCAACAAGAAAACGAGGGACCGGCAUGUCAAAACUGUCGCAGGAAAAAGUCGGCUUGUUCUAGGACGCAACCUUGCUCGGCUUGUACGAGAUACCAUGUCGAUUGUGUGUACGAUGAUAGGAGAAUGAAGCCGGGUCUUCGCACGGGCGCGAUCGAGUCACUCAGCCAAAGAGUGGUGGCGCUUGAGCAGAUGUUCUUGGGACAAGGACUUCUAUGGCAGCAAAUGUGGCAAACCCAACAAGCGGCGGCAACGAAUGGACGGACGGAGGAGCCAAACCCUGUAACGACCAUUAACGACGAACUUCAAGGCUCGAUUGCGCGACUCAGAGGGUCGCUUGCCGCAACGUCCAACCGAGAAUCCGGCCCAUCAUUUGAAUCAGACAACCGACGACACGGAAGGGAUCCGCCGAGGUCGCGAGAGACCCGCGACCAAGCUUUCAACAUAUCGGCCCUUGACGAGACCGUAUUGCCUCCAGAUGACCUCGUCGAUGCUCUGGUCGACAUCUACUUCGCAAACGUGCAUCCAUGGAUCCCCAUGCUUCACGUACGACAGUUCCGCGAGCGUAUGGCAAAUCCAACGGAGCGACAAACACUUUCCACCAUAUUCUACGCCAUCAUCUCGCUAUGCGUGAGAUUCUCUGAUGAUCAGAGGUUGGGAGAUGCCGAUCAAAAGACCAGGUAUGCCAAGAGAAGUCGCCAACUGGUUAUUUUGCGAAGCAUGGAGUCAUUCUCGGUCGAAAACCUCCAAGCUCUUACCAUCUGCGCCUUCGACCUAAUAGGCGGCGGAAGAGGUCCAUCGGCGUGGUCGAUAGUUGGCAGCAUGACUCGAACAGUGGUACAACUGCAACUGAGUGUUGAAGACGACGACCAAGUGCAGGGGCCAGCCAAGACACUGAUAAAACGGAUGGCCUUCCUGCCGAAAUGCAGGAACUGGUCCGAGACGGAGGAACGAAGACGAGUCUUCUGGAAUAUCUUCAUCAUGGACCGGUUCUGCAGCAUUGCCACCGGCUGGAACUUCUCCUUAACUAGCGCAGAUGUGAAAAGAAGGCUCCCUUGCGAGGGAGCACUGUGGGAAACCGGCCAGCCGCUCGAGAUGCCGACCCCCUUUUUCGGAGUCGCUGAUGAGUCGUCUCGUGCAAACCCCACGGUUCCAACAAUACGGCCCGAGGUCGACGAUCAGAGCCUGGGCGGCUUCGCUUUCAGCAUCGAAGCAACAGAAAGCUUGAGUUUGGUUACUUCCUUCUUCCUACAACAAGAUAUCCCGUCCGAUCCGCGGCAGGUUCAGGUGUGGUUGAUGCGCUUCAAACAACUCGACCUGCGUCUGAUCCAGUGGAAAAUAUUCUUGCCUGAACGAUGGCGGGAAGCGUGCGUGUUGAACUCAGAUGGCAACAUGGACCCCAACUUGACACUGGCACACAUGACCCAUAAUACGGCAGUUAUACUGCUUCACCAAGUCAUCGCUUUCCCAUUACCCGAAUGGCGGGAUGCCCGAAUCCGCUUGCCUUCGUCCUCGAGUUCUGAAACAUGCCUAGCGGCAGCAACGGAGGUCGCCAUCAUCGCGGACGCAUUCCUUCAGAGGUCUUCCUCCUUAACCAACCCUCAGUUCUCCUUCUGCCUAUUCAUUGCAGGCAGAAUGCUGCUAGCGUACAGCAGCUACAAAGGAGAGCCCCUGGCCUCUGCCUUUGACUCACUAGUUAACUCGUUGCUCGAAACAUCUCGCCGAUGGAAUGGCCUGUCCGACAUCAGUAACGAGACACCAAACCUGGCCUCGAAAUUCGCAAGUCGCCUGGUGGAAGCCCGCCAGCAAGGCCGAAACAUCCUCGACAUCAGAAAGCCGGUGUACAGUGAUGAUCAAUACCUUGAAAAUACCCCAGAGAAUAGCCUCGAUGCACUGCCAAACUUUGGGCAUAAUGCCACUGGGACACAGUACAUGAGUAUAUCGACGCCGCCAGAAACCCAGGACGCGUCGCCUGAUAGCAUAUCGAUGGCGUUCCCUCCUUUGCCGCUCGCCUUCCAGGGUCAGCCGUCCUUUACGAAUCCCUCGACGCCGACUCCGAGUCAGGUUGUACUGCCGAAUCAUUUGGCGCCAGGUACACAAAUUUCCAACAUGGGACUUGUACCAGAUCCUAUGAUUGGCGAAGCCGCUGCGAAUGGCUAUGAUAGCAUUGAUGGUUUCCUAGAUAACUCCUUCCCGCCGGACCAGCGCAUCAGUGUAUUUUCUUACAGGAAUGUAUAGUGAGCCCCUCAGUUGGAACAAGGUGGAGGGGCUUGAUUGGCAUGUGCUAGUAAAUGCAUCUGGACGGGAGGCGUUCGGAGUUAAAAAGGCCUCUAUAUAUGGGGUUUUCAUGUGCAUAGCCAAUCUAGCGCAGUUUUAAUUGCAUACCAAAAUAUGGUCUGAAAAACUACGGACAAAUAAGAUACAAAC
This is a messenger RNA of Pseudomassariella vexata, 2948 nucleotides long. Its product is annotated as fungal-specific transcription factor domain-containing protein. The coding region runs from base 399 to 2759 and encodes 786 amino acids. Gene Ontology annotation, molecular function: DNA-binding transcription factor activity, RNA polymerase II-specific; DNA binding; zinc ion binding. Gene Ontology annotation, cellular component: nucleus. Lineage: Eukaryota; Fungi; Ascomycota; Sordariomycetes; Amphisphaeriales; Pseudomassariaceae. Gene Ontology annotation, biological process: DNA-templated transcription; regulation of DNA-templated transcription. The transcript is spliced from 6 exons. The record is from RefSeq and is a predicted model, not a curated record.